Phytophthora nicotianae INRA-310 is the source of this 117-nucleotide messenger RNA. RefSeq lists its product as hypothetical. The record is from RefSeq and is a predicted model, not a curated record. The transcript has a single exon. The coding region runs from base 1 to 117 and encodes 38 amino acids. NCBI's taxonomy places the organism in Eukaryota, Oomycota, Peronosporomycetes, Peronosporales, Peronosporaceae.
AUGUCGGAGAACGUGUUCAUUUCAUGUGUCAAGGCCUUUAUCGACCAAGGUGAGCCUAUUCCAGCCAAAUACCCAGUCAAGUGGGAUGCCCACACAUGGUCUGUUCAGCAGACAUGA